Molecule: messenger RNA, 2578 nt
Organism: Elaeis guineensis (African oil palm)
Lineage: Eukaryota; Viridiplantae; Streptophyta; Magnoliopsida; Arecales; Arecaceae
Source: RefSeq, a predicted model, not a curated record
GCGAUCCUAACUAACACCCCCUCCUCUCUCCAUUGCCUUCCCUCCCAAGCACUCUGUUUCCAUAAAACGGCCUCCCCUGAUUUGGAAACAGAGCUCCUUUCCUCUCCUCCAUCCCUUAUCUCUUUCCUUUAUUUGUCGAUUUUGCUUAAAAAAGGUUGGAUUUUGUAAUCGCCUGUUUUUUCUACUUCAUUGUAGUUCUAAACUUAUCUUAUCUCGUCCGAUAUCUUUGAUUGUGUUAGACCCCAUCUAAAUCGAGUGGUAGCUAAUUGGAUGGGAAGAUUGGAUGAGAACGGUUUUUUUUGUCUAUGUUUUUAUUCAUUUUAUAUUAUAAUCUCAUCUCAUUAAAUUGUUCCCAACUCAGCUUGGAUUUUUUUUUUUAUAAUUUUUUUUUGUCUGUUAUAAAAAAAUUAUGUCUUGGAUGGGUACUGUGUUUUGAAAAAUUAACAUUGAUUUUUCUUUGUUCUGUUUUUUGGUCGUAAAAAAAAAAAGAAUCCCACUACAUUGAUCAGAUUUGAAGAUUGGUCGGAUCAUGUAGAUUGGAAUAUGGAUAUAUUUUUACGAGAUGUUAUUUUUUUUUUCACAAAUAAUAUGUUAUUUAUUUAUUAGUUUUGUAGAAGAUGAUGGGUGAAAGUUUUGGGUUAGAAGGAAGUUUCGAAUGGGCUGAGAAGGAGGGGCCCUAUACUAGUUUGCUGGCUUUGGAGAGUCCCAUGCUUCAGCAAGAAAGUAGACCUAAAGAUAGCCCUGAAGAGCCAGAGCCAAAUCCAAAUUGCAAGAGGCAGAAGAUAGAUUCAUGCAUUGACAUGACAGAGGAACCCAGUCCUCUAGGUUUGAUUUUACGCAAAACUCCAUCCUUCUUGGAUCUCCUUCAGAUGAGGCUAUCUCAAAAGAAGAUUACUCCUCUUAAUGAACCAACUUCAAGUACUAGAAUAGCAAAACAAAAGACCAGAAAUGACAAAUGUAACACGCAACCCAUACCAAUGAAAUGGAAGGCUUCAAAUUUUCCUGCAUCAAAACUCAAGAUCGGCUCUUGGGAGAGAAAAUCAACAAAUGAAGGUGAUAUUGUGGCUAAGUUUUAUUAUGCUAAGCGAAAACUUGUUUGGGAGAUACUAGAAGAAAGAUUGAAACAAAAGCUUGAGAUCCAGUGGACCGAUAUCUCAGCAAUCAGAGCACGCUUCACACAGGAUCAACCAGGCAUUCUGGAAGUUGAGUUAAGGCAGCAGCCCGUGUUCUUUAAUGAAGUAAAUCCACAGCCAAGAAAGCAUACUAAUUGGGAAGCUUGUUCUGAUUUUACGGGAGGGAAUGCAACCUCAUACAGGAGGCACUAUCUUGAGUUUCCAGAAGGAAUUUUGGAGAAACAUUAUGAAAGGCUUUUACGUAGUGAUGGUCGGCUACUUACAUUGAGCCAGAAUGUCUUUGCAAGCCAUGAUUCUCAGUUUUUUGAAACCAUUAAUAGGGACAUGCAAGAUACAUGCAUGUUCAACCCAAAAUUUCCACCUAUUUUAAAUCAACCAUCCAGCAACUGGUGUUCACCUCAUCUAAAUCAUAUCGACAAUCAAGGGAGUGCUCCUACUCACAUCUGGACUUUUGAAUCUCUUGAUCCAUCUGUUGGUGCCAACCAUCCACAUUCAUUGCUGAAACCAACACCUGGAGUCAUGCAAAUGAAUUCACCAAUGUCAGUCAUGGAGUACCCACCUCCCAUGGAUCAAGCUGCAAGUUGUUUGAAUCCAAGGAUAUCCUACUUGGACAACUUUGCACUUAACAAUGGCACCUGCACAACAAACUCUACCCUAAACAGAAUGACUCAGCUUUGCGAUGAGGACAUUCAAAGUUUGAGAAGCAUUGAUGACAUAAGCGAGCCUGGAAUCCUGCAGCUACCCUCGGGUGCCUAUGCAACUCCAGCUCCUAAUUUUCUUCCUCGACGAGUCUCUGCUAAUAACUUAUCAACUGAUAUAGCUGAAACAGAAAAUUUCCAUGCCCCCAUACAAGAUCUACAAUCACUCGAGGAGCAAUUAUUGAGCGACUCAGAUGAUCUGGAUACAUUUGCUUCUGAUGACUCUAGACUUCUUUCUAAAGUAAAAUCUAUUGGAUCACUCAUUGCCUUCGAAGCACUACCAGAUUCACAACCAAGAUCCUCAAAUGGAUUGGAUGAUAGUAGUAACCAAAACACCGAUGGCACAGACUCUCCAUUGGAAUCAAGGGACUCCAGGCAAUUUGACAACGAGGAGCAAACAGAUAUUAGCAGCUUGUUUCAAAGGACUGACCAUGUUGACUCGCAUUCCGUAUUGUUUUUUUGAUAAACCAGUAUGGCCUUGUUCUAAUUGCCAAUGACUUUAGGAGAGAAUUUUUGGGUUCCCAAAUGCAGUCUUUUUGUACUCUCUGUAGGGACAAUAUGGGAGUACAGCUUAGAUUAGAUAAUAUUUGACAUGUGGAACUUACUGGAGUAGAGUUUGCUUUCCAGAUGAUCGGAAAGUCUCUAACCUGUAGGUUCUCUCUUUACGAGAUAUUAUCUAUAUUCUGAUGUUCCUGUUGACUGUUCUUCUUUCAUUUGCUUAAUGAAAGUUAUUGGGCUUUAACCAAA